Messenger RNA from Acanthosepion pharaonis, 798 nucleotides. The record is from the annotation of a GenBank genome assembly. Lineage: Eukaryota; Metazoa; Mollusca; Cephalopoda; Sepiida; Sepiidae.
AUGCACUUAUUUCCUUCAUCCCACGCAACUGAAACUAUUCCUUCUUCUUCUUCUUUUCUUUUCUCUUCUUCUUCUUCCUCUUCUUCUUCUUCUUCUUCUUCUAUAGAUUCUUUUUUUCCCCAAUUAUUCUUUUGUUGCUGUCGAGAUACGUACACGCAUACGCACACACAUAACCACACACAUUCUCUCUCUUUCUUUCUUUCUUUCCUUCUUUCUUUCCUUCUUUCUUUCUUUCUCCCAUCUCUCUCUUUAUCCCUCUCUCUUUCUCUCGAUUUCUUCCCCUCCCUCUCACUUUCUCCUUCUCUCUUUCUUUCUCCCCUCUCUCUUUCCCCCCUCUCUCUCUCUCUCUUUUUCUCUCGCUUUCCCCCUCUCUCAUCAUCCUCCUCUCUGACUCUUUUCCCCUCUCACUUUCUUCUUAGCUCUCUCUCCCCUCUCCCUUUAUGCAUCUUCCUCUCUUUAUGCCUCUUUCUUUUUCUCCCCACUCUCUCGGUUGCUCCUCACUCUCUCUUUAUCCCUCUCUUUCUCUCCUCCCUCUCACUUUCUUCCUCUCUCUAUCUUUCUUUCUCCCCUCGCUCUCUCUCUCCAUCUUUCUCUCUCUUUCUUCCCCUAGUUCUUUCUCUUCACUUUCUCUCUUCUCCCCUCUGGUUUUCUCUUCUCUCACUCUAUCCCCUCUCUCUUUCUCCCAUCCUCGUUCUUUCUGCUCCUCUCCAUUUCUCCUCUCUCUUUUUCUUCUCCUCGCUCUCUCUUUCUCCUUCCCUAUCCCCCUCACGCACAUAUGUGUAUGCGCAUGUGAUAUAA